Molecule: messenger RNA, 393 nt
Organism: Knipowitschia caucasica
Lineage: Eukaryota; Metazoa; Chordata; Actinopteri; Gobiiformes; Gobiidae
Source: the annotation of a GenBank genome assembly
AUGCAGCGAGCCAAAGUUAGGAGAGACCAGCUGACCAGAAGCAAGCCUUGUUCUCCGUUGUGUAAUCCACAGACUCUCCACACAGGGAAAGUGUACAGCCUGCCGGAAAUUAAUAAAGAAGAAGAAUGUAGUUUGUCUCGCAGGCCCCGCCCAUGGAUCUAUUGGCCCCGCCUUCUCGUGUCGUUUCCGGGGACGCCAUUUCGCGUCAGUCUCAGGCCCAGGACCGCACUUCUGUCUUCUUUCUCCGUGAAGUUUUUCUUUUUUUCUUUAAUUCCUGACUGGAUUCAGUUGCCAGAAGAUUCACAACCAGCCACCCUGGAAGGCCACCUGUUGCCCAUUGCCUCAGGAAGCAUUCUGUCAGCUUUGAAAAGAAGCCUUGGGUUUGAAGAGUGA